AUGGAUUACCGACACGUUGCGCCGGAAUUUCGACAAGUUGCCCUAAUGAUACAGAUUUCGCUCGUGGGAUGCGCCAUUGCCUACGUAACUUGGCAAUCAGUCCUGAUCUUCGGAUCUGGCGGGAGCCCUCCAGUAGAAAUCUCCGUUGAGCCUUGGCGCGACUUCGGACUGUGGGCGGUGUGCGUGAGACCAGUGUAUCCAGACGUUUACGUUGGUGAUGCUGGCGUGGGAGUUUAUGAUCUCCCCGCGUACACGGGUCAAGGGGUGCCGAAUCCAGCGGGUUUGAGCGCAAAGUCAAGCAAGCUGGCUUCGCAGAUGUACCCUGAAACAGUUCAGUUCGACCAGCGACCAGCCAAUUGCGCAAUAGCAGAUAUGACGGAUCUCCCGGACAUGAAGUUCCCAGGCAAAUUCACCUUUUGUUCAACUGUUCCGUCUGGAUGGUUGCUGGUGAGGUCUUUCACUGGUUGGCAGUACUUUUCAAAUUUCGGUGGCAAUGACUACGCGAUCCUCAAGCUUCAGGCAAGAAAGCAUGGCUCAGAUUUCGGCUACCACAGUGCGACAUCACAAAUAUUCAGCACCACUAGAGUAGUGUACUGGCACGAUGCCGGCAAUGAUGCGAAGCAUUACGUGGAGUAUGACCACCUCGGACAGCUUUGCAGUAUGACGACGAUUAAGUCGACAGAGACACAAGUCGCAGCCAUCAGUGCCUUGACAGUUCUCGUUGAAGACCCUAUGCUCACAGUUACCACAGAGCUUGGAGUUUUCCCACAGCUAGUCAGGCUUGCGACCAGUCUCGGCGGGUUCCUCUACAUUGCUGUCCUGGUAUUUACAACGAUCUUCGUCAAGCAGUUCCCACACAGUGACAUUGCCCAGACAUAUGAUAGGCGCACGUUGUUUGGCAACCGGUCAUCAGGUAACAGACCAUCGGACCUGCAAGAGUCAGGUAGCCAAGCUGAAAACGGCAAUGCCUUCAGCUCUGCGACCAGUACUGCAAAACAAGCGGAAACUGCGCAAACCAUAGGCUUGGUGCGAGAGCAUAGCCAGCGAAUGCCGGAGCUUCCGCCUCCUGGUAUUGCGAUCACUCCGGAGACCGGCGUGAAGUUUGAAGAUGUCGCCGGAAUCGACGAGGCCAAGGAGGAGCUCAUGGAGAUCGUGGAUUUUCUGAAAGCGCCGGAGAGGUUCGUGAAGGUGGGCGCGAAGAUCCCACGCGGCGUGCUGCUGACCGGCCCACCGGGCACCGGUAAGAUCUACAAGUGCCAAUGCUCUGAGACCUUGUUCUUGGUCCUGCUCCCGGACGAGAACGAGAAUGGCAGCUUCUUGUGGCCGAUGUCGGUGAACUCCUUUCAGGUCGGUCUUCUGCUUCGGAGUUCAUCGAACUCUUCGUCGGGGUGGGUGCCUCGCGGGUGCGCGACAUCUUUAAGCAGGCAAAGGAGAAGGCGCCCUGCAUCGUUUUCAUCGAUGAGAUUGAUGCCAUCGGAAGACAGCGCGGUGCUGGCAUGGGCGGCGGCAAUGACGAGCGAGAGCAGACGCUGA
Messenger RNA from Symbiodinium necroappetens, 1533 nucleotides. Lineage: Eukaryota; Dinophyceae; Suessiales; Symbiodiniaceae. The record is from the annotation of a GenBank genome assembly.